CCUUCCUCAGUGCGGCUGGGCGUCCACGUCCAUCCUUUCCAUUUUAAUUAACGCAGUGAACCAGCCUCUACCUUUCAAAGGAAUCCGAGGGAAACCUUGCUGCCAAAUCCCAACCGCUCCUGUGACACUCAAGAACCUGGGCCAGGCUCUUGUGUAGGUUGAGGAAGUCUGUGAAGAAUACAGAUUAUAGGAAAACAGUCUACCUUUCUUUACAGAGUCUCCUUUUGCAUCCCUGAAAUCUCAGAUUCAGCUAUUACAAUGAAGUCCUGUUGUAGAGAGAGCUGGCCUCUUUAUCACCACUUAAAAUCUAAUUAAUCCAUAUUGAAGCACAAAGAUUUCUGUUGUCCUUUAGGGUGAGGGGUCAUAGAGCUUUCUUUGUUCAUCCUUCGACUUAAAGUCAUCAAGCAUUGGGGAUAUUUUACCAAGCAAAUUGGAAGGCAACAUCAAAUCCUUAUCAGAAAGCCCCAACUCAUAGUUUUAAGAGUCCUUCGUCCUUUACAUGAAACAUUAUAUUCAAGAGGAACAAGAACACAUUUCAGAGUACCCAAAGAGUUAAUGCCCAAAGUUAUUAUAUUCCAGGCAGCAUAGAACCAAGUUGGGCACACCACUGUUCACUACGAAGGACAGCAGACCCUAUAGAGUGGCAAAGUUGGAUGAUUUGCUGCGAUGGCUUUAGUCUUUAGAACAGCAUUGCAAUCGGUUGGGCUCUCACUAUCUCUGCUGGGAUGGGUUUUAUCUAUUAUUACAACUUAUCUGCCACAUUGGAAGAACUUGAACCUGGACCUGAACGAGAUGGAAAACUGGACCAUGGGGCUCUGGAAAACCUGCGUCAUCCAGGAGGAAGUGGGCAAGCAGUGUAAGGACUUUGACUCCUUCCUGGCUUUGCCAGCUGAACUCAGGGUCUCCCGGGUUUUAAUGUUUCUGUCCAAUGGGCUGGGGCUUCUGGGCCUGCUGCUCUCAGGGUUUGGCCUGGACUGCCUGAGGAUUGGAGAGAGACAGCAGGACUUCAAGAAGCGACUGCUCAUCCUGGGAGGGAUCCUGUUGUGGACCUCAGGAGUCACGGCUCUGGUUCCGGUUUCCUGGGUGGCUCACAUGACGGUCCUGGAGUUCUGGGAUGAAAGCAUCCCCGAGAUUGUCCCCAGGUGGGAGUUUGGGGAAGCCCUGUUCAUUGGCUGGUUUGCUGGAUUUGCUCUUGUGCUAGGAGGGAGUGUGCUUCAGUGUGCAGCCUGCUCAGCCCCAGCUCCUCUACCUUCGGCCCACUAUGCAAUGCCAGAAAUGCAAGAUCACUGUCCACACCUGGAAAAUGGAACUGCAGAUCGUAAAGUGUAAGACCAUGAAAAGACA
Dipodomys spectabilis (banner-tailed kangaroo rat) is the source of this 1344-nucleotide messenger RNA. RefSeq names its product claudin 24 (gene Cldn24). The record is from RefSeq and is a predicted model, not a curated record. Lineage: Eukaryota; Metazoa; Chordata; Mammalia; Rodentia; Heteromyidae. Gene Ontology annotation, cellular component: plasma membrane; bicellular tight junction. The transcript has a single exon. Gene Ontology annotation, molecular function: structural molecule activity. The coding region runs from base 667 to 1329 and encodes 220 amino acids. Gene Ontology annotation, biological process: bicellular tight junction assembly; cell adhesion.